Molecule: messenger RNA, 913 nt
Organism: Prunus avium (sweet cherry)
Lineage: Eukaryota; Viridiplantae; Streptophyta; Magnoliopsida; Rosales; Rosaceae
Product: ribosome biogenesis NEP1-like protein
Source: RefSeq, a predicted model, not a curated record
UUUAUAAAUAUCUAAACAUUGUCAUCAAAAUUAUUAACUCAGAAUCUUGUUGCUGUUGAGUUCGUUAGAAAAAAAGAAGAAGAAGAAGAAUGGCUUUGAGGGCAACCAACAAUUGGAGAUCUAUGCUGGUUCGGUUGGGAGAGAACCGAGCUUUUGCAACCUCAACCGCUCCCAAGAUGAAACCCAUUGCAGAAAACGUUCAUGCUAGUGAACCUACAUGGUCUACCUUCGGCCGUAUCAGGAAAUUUCUUACGAAGCCAGAGAAUGCACCGGUUGCCAUAGUGCUAGGGUUUAUUACGGUGCCUAUUAUUAUUGGGUUGCACAGCCUCAAACAGCAGCUGAUGCAUGCCCCUAGCGUCGUCUUCGAUAAGAAGAAGAGAGAAUCCAUGUUCGAGGUCGAGGAACCAGAUGUUGCCAUGAGCUCAUCCGACAAGUUUAUCAACAAAUCUUUCCUCAGGAAGGUGGGUCAUAUUCAGGAUCCUGGCAACCCCACCAUGCCUGAUCCAGUCCAGCGUGACGCUUUCACUAGGCCUCGCACUGCGGAGACGCUCAAGACUGUUGGAGUGGACCCAAGCCGUCGCUAAGAAGAAGUUUCAAUCUCAACAAUCGGAUUGUGUCUCUAAUUAAGAUCCAAAAACAUACUUUUUGUUCUCAAUUUCUAUGCAUGGUCCCGUUAGAAUAUAUGGUCACCACCAUGGUGGUGUGACAUUGUAAAUAGAAUUUUCGCCAUCUGUUUUCCUCUUUUUUAUUUUAUGUUCAUAGCUUUUUGUUUUAAUGCACAAAAUAUGUCGUAUGGGUUAUGAGGCCCUCCCUCACUAGUACAUUAAUCAGAGGUGUGAGAGGCUCCCAUUUUAGUUUGUUUUCUUGGUUUGUUUGUUCUAAUAAAACAGAGACACCAUACCCUAAAUCAUUA